UCCAGCGGCCGGCGAUGCAUUCCCUUGGUGGAAAUUGGGUGGAAGUGUCGUUGUUGUUAGCGAAAGCUCCAUUACUUGCUUUAGCCAACUUUCGACGUCCUUCGUCCGUUUAUACAUCUUUUUUUAAAGAAUUUUGAAGCUCUACUUUACAUAACAAAAUGCGUGAGUGUAUCUCAGUUCACGUUGGACAAGCUGGAGUGCAGAUCGGUAAUGCAUGCUGGGAAUUGUAUUGCCUGGAACAUGGCAUCCAGCCCGACGGUCAAAUGCCAUCCGACAAAACGAUCGGCGGCGGCGACGACAGCUUCAACACCUUCUUCAGUGAGACUGGUGCAGGAAAGCACGUUCCUAGGGCAGUUUUCAUCGACUUGGAACCUACUGUAGUUGAUGAAGUACGCACCGGUACUUAUCGCCAGCUGUUCCAUCCCGAACAGUUGAUCACUGGUAAGGAAGAUGCGGCGAACAAUUAUGCCCGUGGUCACUACACGAUUGGAAAAGAAAUCGUCGAUCUUGUAUUGGAUCGAAUCCGUAAAUUGGCCGACCAAUGCACCGGUCUCCAAGGUUUCCUUAUCUUCCACUCGUUCGGAGGUGGUACUGGUUCUGGAUUCACUUCACUGUUGAUGGAACGUCUCUCCGUCGAUUAUGGCAAGAAGUCAAAGUUGGAAUUCGCCAUCUAUCCCGCUCCCCAAGUCUCUACCGCAGUCGUUGAACCGUACAAUUCAAUUCUCACCACGCAUACCACGCUCGAACAUUCCGACUGCGCAUUUAUGGUCGACAAUGAAGCCAUUUACGAUAUCUGCCGUCGUAAUCUGGACAUUGAGAGACCCACUUACACGAACUUAAACAGACUGAUCGGCCAAAUUGUAUCCUCCAUUACAGCUUCUCUGCGAUUCGACGGUGCUCUUAACGUUGAUCUGACAGAGUUCCAAACGAACUUGGUCCCUUAUCCCAGGAUUCACUUCCCGUUGGUAACAUACGCACCCGUCAUUUCAGCAGAGAAGGCAUAUCACGAGCAACUCUCUGUAUCAGAGAUUACGAACGCGUGUUUCGAGCCAGCAAACCAGAUGGUGAAGUGCGAUCCACGUCACGGGAAAUACAUGGCCUGCUGUAUGUUGUACAGAGGCGAUGUGGUACCCAAGGACGUGAACGCGGCGAUCGCCACCAUUAAAACGAAACGCACCAUUCAGUUUGUUGAUUGGUGCCCUACUGGAUUCAAAGUUGGCAUUAAUUACCAGCCCCCUACCGUGGUGCCUGGUGGUGAUCUUGCCAAGGUGCAACGUGCCGUUUGCAUGUUGUCGAACACCACGGCCAUUGCAGAGGCCUGGGCUCGUCUCGACCACAAAUUUGAUUUGAUGUACGCCAAACGAGCAUUCGUCCAUUGGUACGUCGGAGAAGGUAUGGAAGAGGGUGAGUUCUCCGAGGCUCGCGAAGAUCUUGCAGCACUCGAGAAGGAUUACGAGGAAGUUGGAAUGGAUUCCGCUGAAGGCGAAGGAGAGGGUGCUGAAGAAUACUAAAUAUUUUACGUUUUGAUACACCCUUUUUUUGCAAUAAAGUAAGUGAUUUCCAUCGACAA
Molecule: messenger RNA, 1570 nt
Organism: Hylaeus volcanicus
Lineage: Eukaryota; Metazoa; Arthropoda; Insecta; Hymenoptera; Colletidae
Product: tubulin alpha-1 chain-like
Exons: 3
Coding region: 159-1511 (450 amino acids)
Biological process (GO): mitotic cell cycle; microtubule cytoskeleton organization
Cellular component (GO): cytoplasm; microtubule
Molecular function (GO): GTP binding; structural constituent of cytoskeleton
Source: RefSeq, a predicted model, not a curated record